Gadus morhua (Atlantic cod) is the source of this 3887-nucleotide messenger RNA. RefSeq names its product receptor accessory protein 2 (gene reep2). Gene Ontology annotation, molecular function: microtubule binding; taste receptor binding. Gene Ontology annotation, biological process: endoplasmic reticulum tubular network organization. Gene Ontology annotation, cellular component: endoplasmic reticulum tubular network; endoplasmic reticulum membrane; cytoplasmic microtubule. The record is from RefSeq and is a predicted model, not a curated record. NCBI's taxonomy places the organism in Eukaryota, Metazoa, Chordata, Actinopteri, Gadiformes, Gadidae. The transcript has 8 exons. The coding region runs from base 473 to 1318 and encodes 281 amino acids.
AUUGGCGCGAGAGAAGGUGGGACUUUCAGUUGCAUUGGUUUAACGGCGUGAGCGGAGAUGGUCUUCCGACACGAGAGGGAUCCGUUUUACAACCUUUUUCGGCUGCUUUUGUCCAACAUAUCGCCUACAAAAACAUAUUCUUCCCCCAUGUCGGUAUUAUUGUCGUUUCCUUAAUCUUCCCACUCCGGUGAGGCACUAAACGGCCGUUAACAACAAACAGGAAACAAGGGACCGGAAAUUGCUUUGCGAUAAACGGGCGUUCCGCUAUUAUUCAUGAUCCUCUCCCUGCUUGCGACGUACUGCAGCAGUUCUCGUCCGCGUCCCACCUGACGGUCCACACAGCAGCUUCCACCGCUCAAGGGGCGUGCAGGCCGGCUUCCUCAGCAUCACAACACACGGUCGCGGAGGAAUGGGGGCCACCUAGCUCGUUAGGCACCAUUCUCACAGAGGAAAGCUCACCUCCAACUCCAACAUGGUGUCGUGGAUCAUCUCGAGGAUCGUAGUCCUCGCCUUUGGGACUCUCUACCCUGCCUACUCCUCCUACAAGGCUGUCAAAACUAAGAAUGUAAAAGAAUAUGUGAAGUGGAUGAUGUACUGGAUAGUGUUUGCGCUCUUCUCGACGGCGGAGACAGUGACUGACCUGGUGCUGUCCUGGUUCCCGUUUUAUUUUGAGCUGAAGAUUGCCUUUGUCAUCUGGCUCCUGUCCCCCUACACCAAAGGCUCCAGUGUCCUCUACCGCAAGUUCGUCCACCCCACCCUGUCCAACAAGGAGAAGGAGAUAGACGAGUACAUCACCCAGGCCAAAGACAAGAGCUACGAGACCAUGAUGCGCUUCGGCAAGAGGGGGCUCAACAUCGCGGCGACCGCAGCCGUCACUGCGGCAACCAAGGGCCAGGGGGUUCUCUCUGACAAGCUGCGGAGCUUCAGCAUGCAGGACCUGACCAUGAUCAACGCGGACGACGACCUGGGGCUGCGAUCCACGGAGGCCCGCCCCCGACGGGACCCCCUGGAGGACGGGGGUUCAGGGGCCAGCACGCUGCCACGCACCCGCACCGCCAGCACCCGGCGGGAGACCCGCUCCCUGUCCAUGGUCGUCCCCGACGACGCCUGCUCGCAGCACGGCUCAGACCAGUCGGACACGCGGACGGAGCAGUCGGACGAGGACCCCACGGAGAAGCCCCCCAAGCGCGCCGCCGCCGCCACCACCGCCGCCAAGGUCGUCAAGAAGCCCGCCGCCAGCAAGACGGAGACUCAGACCAAGGUGGUGAAGAAGACGACCAAGAAGAAGGUCGUGGCCGCUAGCGCCGAGACGCCCUGAUUGGACCGACGCGGCACUCAGCCCCCCCCCACAGUACCGCCUCACGGGCCCCCCCCCCCCCCAACACCACCCACACACACACGCCAACACACUCCCACACGCACCCACCUCCCACACACACUCGCAGGGGGUCAAAAGAAUGCAUUUAAGUUCUGAUGUCGGAAACGCGUUUUAUUAACGACGGAACCCCCCCUCCCUCCCCCCCUCCCCCCCUCCCUCCCUCCCUCCCUCCCUCCCUCCGCCGCUACCCAACGUCCACGCGGACACGGACGUGCAGAACACGCGUCUUCCCAAGAUUACAAAACUCGUCGGGGGUGGGGGUAGGGGAAAGGUCUAGGGUCAAAGGUCAGAUGUGGAUCAAGGGUUGGGCUGGGGCAUAGCUAACAUCCCAUAAACUCACCCGCUCCUUCCACGGCUGCUUACGUCAGGCCGCUCAUCGUCUCCCUGACUAAAUGUUGUGUGUUUUGUUUAAUCAGACCUCUAAUAAUGGCCGUGGUGUUCAUUCAGACCUUGUGGUUCGCUUCGUGUCGGCCCCCGGCCCCUGGCCCCCCACAGCCCAGCUCCUGUCGUGGUCCGGCGGUCGGGCUCGAGGUGUCUGCAGGCUUAAUCCUGACGUCACUCGCACGGAGCCGUGAGCACAUUAGGAUAGGGAUAGCGGCACGCUCGAACUUAAGUAGGACAAGGUUGUGCUUAGCUCCCCCCCCCCCCCACACUCUCUCUCUCCAUGUCUUCCCUGAGCUCACCCCCCCCCCCCCCACACACACACUUGUACCUGAUGGAGUCCGUCUAACACAUGUUAGUUCGGGGGUAUUCAGCAUCCUACCGCGCCACCGUCCCUCCUCGGUUCGGAUAACUGUAACACUGCUACUUUCUUACUCUACUUGCAUUUACCAAAACGUUAAUGUGUAGCGCACUCUUAACUUGUGUUGACGCUAAGCUGAGUCGUCUGCUAAUCGCAUCACCGUAUACCAUGAGGACAUGUGAAGCCUUUUAUUUAAUCUAUUUAUUUGUUUACUUGUUGUCGUCUCAGCCUCUCGGCUCCGCCUCUCUCUCACCCGACGCGACGCCCUCGCUGACUGACCUCUGACCCCUGUAGGCCGUACCGUCGUGAACACGCCUCAAACGGCGCCGGCUGGCUGAUGGACCAUCCGUCGUUCUCCCUGCGGCCCCAAAGUGUGCUCAAACUGCCAGUGUGUCGUCGUGAGACAUCAGACGGGGUCAUGUCCUCGACGGAGGGCGUCUGCGUAGCCUGUGGUCCGAUCUGGAGGAACACGGUCCGGUAGUGAGGCAUUCUGUGGUCUGACCUGGGGGUACACGGUCCGGUAGUGAGGCGUUCUGUGGUCCGGUAGUGAGGCGGUCUGUGGUCCGGUAGUGAGGUGGUCUGUGGUCCGGUAGUAAGGUGGUCUGUGGUCCGGUAGUGAGGUGGUCUGUGGUCCGGUAGUGAGGUGGUCUGUGGUCCGGUAGUGAGGUGGUCUGUGGUCCGGUAGUGAGGCGUUCUGUGGUCUGGUAGUGAGGCGUUCAGGUACGAGGAUGCAUUGAGCAGAGCAGUAACGCUGUUGUAACAUCGGGGGUCGUCUUGGGACUGUCUGGUCAGGGCUCCAGGAGUCGGUCUCUGUAGCAGCACCGUGCCAGCCUAGAGAAGGUGUUGAUGGGCUGUGUGGGAUUGGCCCCGACUCUGACCAAUGUCUCCAUUCCCCAGGAUCAGAGGUAGUUCCAAAUUAAAUAUUAAAAUAUUGUCUCGGUGUCUGUUCAGGACUGGUUUUGCGAUGGGCAUGGUUCUUUUAGGACUGGGAGUCAUUUAAAGCAUGUUGUGAUUAUUAUUAUUAUAAUAUAUAUAUUUUUCUUUCGGUGACUAUUUUAAACCACAAGAGGGAGACAACCCAUAUCAUUUCAGGGUAAAUGAUUUUACAGUCUGUAAAUAGUAACUAACUGUACAAAUGAGCUUGCUGGCCUUAUUCUCUCCUUUCUCUUUACUUUAUUUUUUUUUUAAAACCCGUUCAUCUCAGUUCAGAAUCUUUUUGUCGAUCUGAAACUCGACAAACCGCGUUCUGACGCCUUUACGAGGUCUUUAUCGGCGUUGUGAACAGGAACCACCGCGGCCAGAACUUCUGUUGCCGUGCUGUGUUGCCGUCCGCUCCAACUGCAUCUGUUUUACCCCCCCCCCUCCCCCCCCCCCCGCGCCACACGGUCUAUGCUGGUGAUUUACUUUUUAAACGAGGCAAAGGGAGGACUUUCUGUUUUUAAUUAGCUGAAGUUUGCACCGAGGCAGGAGAACGCUGCGACACCUCAACACCUCCGCUCCGUGGCGGAGCGUCGCUCGUUACGUUGACUUUGGUUUAUCUUCUGUGAGCCUUUUUAAACAUGUGUUGCUGAUUUGAGUUUAUUUAAUUUAAAUGCAUUGGGGACCGUGUUGUGCACGGGACUUUGACAGAGAGAGGAUAUUCAACUUAUUAAAGUGUAUUGUUUGUGCCAAUGCUAAUAAAGUACACUCGUGCGCUGGGAUAACGGUAGCUAACGCUGUAAUUUACAGUUAACGAAUCUCUACUAAUAAAGGAAAGGAGAACUGUAA